Molecule: messenger RNA, 5657 nt
Organism: Nannospalax galili (Upper Galilee mountains blind mole rat)
Lineage: Eukaryota; Metazoa; Chordata; Mammalia; Rodentia; Spalacidae
Gene: Edem1
Product: ER degradation enhancing alpha-mannosidase like protein 1
Exons: 12
Coding region: 41-2005 (654 amino acids)
Biological process (GO): endoplasmic reticulum mannose trimming; carbohydrate metabolic process; mannose trimming involved in glycoprotein ERAD pathway
Cellular component (GO): membrane; endoplasmic reticulum
Molecular function (GO): mannosyl-oligosaccharide 1,2-alpha-mannosidase activity; calcium ion binding
Source: RefSeq, a predicted model, not a curated record
CCCUGCGUUUUAAAAUAAUGCCCGCGGCGGCCGCGCGACCAUGCAAUGGCGAGCGCUCGUCCUGGGGCUGGUGCUCCUCCGGCUCGGCCUCCACGCGGUGCUGUGGCUCGUCUUCGGGCUGGGGCCGAGCAUGGGCUUCUACCAGCGCUUUCCGCUCAGCUUCGGCUUCCAGCGCUUGAGGGUCCGGGACGGCGUGUCUCCACCAGGCUCAGGGGCUUCAGGGCCGCCCGGGGGCCCGGCGUGGCUGCACCGGCCUCUGCUGGGGAAGGCGGCCGCUCGGCGCGAGGCUCCGGGGCGGCCGGGGUCGGGCGUGUGCGGCCCGGCGCACUGGGGCUACACGCUGGGCGGCCGCGGUUCCGGCCCGGACGAGUACGAGCGGCGCUACACUGGCGCCUUCCCGCAGCAUUUGCGCGCCCGGAUGCGCGACCUGGCCCGGGGCAUGUUCGUCUUCGGCUAUGACAACUACAUGGCGCACGCCUUCCCUCAGGACGAGCUCAACCCCAUCCACUGCCGCGGCCGGGGGCCGGACCGCGGGGACCCUUCAAAUCUGAACAUCAAUGACGUCCUGGGAAAUUACUCCUUGACUCUUGUUGAUGCCUUGGAUACACUUGCAAUAAUGGGAAAUUCAUCAGAGUUCCAGAAAGCCGUCAAGUUAGUCAUCAACACUGUUUCCUUUGACAAAGAUUCCACCGUUCAAGUCUUUGAGGCUACAAUAAGGGUUCUGGGAAGCCUCCUUUCUGCUCACAGAAUAAUAACUGACUCCAAACAGCCCUUUGGUGACAUGACAAUUGAGGAUUAUGAUAACGAAUUAUUGCACAUGGCCCAUGACCUGGCUGUUAGACUCCUGCCUGCUUUUGAAAACACCAAGACAGGGAUUCCCUAUCCUCGGGUGAAUCUAAAGACGGGCGUUCCUCCUGACAGCAACAAUGAGACGUGCACCGCAGGAGCUGGCUCUCUUCUGGUGGAAUUUGGGAUUCUGAGCCGGCUGCUAGGGGAUUCCACCUUUGAGUGGGUCGCCAGACGAGCCGUGAAAGCCCUCUGGAACCUUCGGAGCAACGACACGGGACUAUUAGGCAAUGUUGUGAACAUCCAGACAGGUCAUUGGGUUGGAAAGCAAAGUGGCUUAGGUGCUGGGUUGGAUUCCUUCUAUGAAUACCUCCUGAAAUCUUACAUUCUCUUUGGAGACAAAGAGGACCUGGAGAUGUUUAAUGCUGCGUAUCAGAGCAUUCAGAGCUACUUGAGGAGAGGACGGGAAGCCUGUAAUGAAGGAGAAGGAGACCCUCCACUCUACGUCAAUGUGAACAUGUUUAGUGGGCAGCUCAUGAACACCUGGAUUGACUCUCUGCAGGCUUUCUUCCCUGGUCUGCAGGUUCUGAUAGGAGAUGUGGAAGAUGCCAUCUGCCUCCACGCCUUCUACUAUGCCAUAUGGAAGCGGUAUGGGGCGCUCCCUGAGAGGUAUAACUGGCAGCUACAGGCCCCUGAUGUUCUGUUCUACCCACUGAGACCAGAGUUAGUGGAAUCCACCUAUCUCCUCUACCAGGCAACCAAGAAUCCUUUCUACCUCCACGUGGGAAUGGACAUUCUACAGAGUCUGGAAAAGUACACAAAAGUCAAAUGUGGAUAUGCCACGCUACAUCAUGUCAUAGACAAGUCUAAAGAAGACCGGAUGGAGAGCUUCUUUCUGAGUGAGACCUGUAAAUACUUGUAUCUGCUGUUUGAUGAGGAGAAUCCAGUGCACAAGUCUGGGACCAAGUACAUGUUUACAACAGAGGGUCACAUUAUAUCUGUGGACAAACGUCUUCGGGAAUUGCCUUGGAAGGAAUUCUUCUCUGAAGAUGGAGAGCGGGACCAAGAGGAAAAGUUUGUGCACAGGCCCAAGUCUCAGGAGUUCAGAGUCGUCAACUCCAGUUCUAAUUGCAAUCGUGUUCCUGAUGAACGGAGAUAUUCCCUGCCCUUAAAGAGCGUCUACAUGCGCCAGAUCGACCAGAUGGUUGGCUUGAUUUGACCUGCUCACCUCACUAUGGUCAGACCUUCAACCAAACCCAACCAUACCAAAAUCUCCUCUGAGGUGGAAGAGUCUGUCCAUCUGUGAUGGUGUAGAAAUUUCUGUCCAGCUCCUUACCUCCAGUUAAUUCUUGCACACUUAGUGUUUCCCUUCUGUUUAAUAAAAUGCCAUAUUUUUCUGAGGAUAUAAUUAGAAAAGAGAAGUUGCCACGGAAGUUGGCUUCUUGUGAUCUGCUGACGUUCUGAAGCACAGUAACCGCAGCAUCUCUGGAGGAGUCCUCCCGGCUCCAUGCGUGGAAUCCCAGUCUCCCCGCUUUGCCACCACUGCUGUACCACAGUACCUCUUUGCUAGAGGAUCAUGAAUGCAAUUCUUGUACAAAGGCCCUGAGAUUCACUUGGCAUCACUACUUACUGCAUUGACUGUGCCAUCCUUUCUCUCUCUUAAUGGAUCAUUGGAUUGUCCCCAAGAUACUCAGCCAUGAUUUUGGAUCACAUCGGGGGGAAAGUCACUCAGUUCUUUUACUCCCUCAAGUAAUUUAUACAGUGUUAUUGUUUAACUAAUGAUCUAGCCAGAAGUCUGAUAGGCAGCCUCUGAAGUUAAGUUGUGAUGUAAGAGGUUAACUAACAGAUCUUUUGGCCUGCAUUUUGCACUUCUUUUGAAUCUGAAUUUACCUGAAGAAUUCUCCUAGUUCAGAACCAUGUGCCUCUUAGGGAGAAGAGAUACCCUAAGAUUGUCUGAGUGUCCAUCUUUCUUGUGCUUCUUAACCAAGGAUUCUCUGUUCUGACCAUCUUUGGGUUAGAGUUUCGUUUGCUUGUCUAGUGCCAAUUAGCUAAUCAGGGACAAAGAAACAAUCAGAUGACUUUCUGACAUCCUUGAGCCAUUUCUCUGUGUAAUACAGGCUUUAGAUUAGUGCCUUAUGGGUUUUUGUUUGGGCCAUUGACUGUCAUAGCUACUGCUGUGGCUGUAGACAGCUUUUUUAGUUUUGCCAUAUGACAGGAUGAACAGGGAAUAGGGUGGGUGUGAAGAAGAUUCUGGAAAUUGAUUGGUCAAUCAUUGCCUUUUAAAACCUGUGAUUUUAACCAGGCAUAUAGGAAGGAGGAAACAGUGCUACAAUGUUUUUUUUGUUGUUAUUUCCUUAGCUGGAAUAGAAGGUUCUCUUUGAAUUUACACUGACUGCUCCUACAAAGCAGAGCUGGGCCUGACCCCUCGCCUGCCCUCCCUUCACCGUGACAAGGCUGAAAGGCAUCCUAAUGGAAAGGGUGAGAAGUCUGUGGAAAACCUCCAGCCUCGUGUAUCUUGUAUCUCAGCCGUCACUGCAACUGUACACUUCACAUGAUUUCACUCCAGUCUUCCUAUAACUAGAAAAAUAGAGAGCCUGUCUAAACCAUUGCAUUUUUAGUCAGAAAGGAGAAAUUUUAUUUUAUUUUUUAAAAGUAAUAUCUAUUUUGAAAAUAGAUAUUCAGUUCUUUGACAUUUUUAGAGUGGGGGUUUUCAGUAGUGUCACUUUGUUUUUUAAACAUUGACUAUACAAUUUGUUUUAAAGUAUAAAAUAUCAAAUGUUUCUGUUUCCUUGAUUUCACAAGCAUUGUUCUGUUUAUCAACAGUGUCCCAUCUGUAUAGAAAGCUUUAUUUGAGAAUAUUACCUGCUUUACAUGUUUUUGUUAACUCAGUAACAGUGUUAAAUGCGUGCAUGUACAGGUGUCUGUACCCCUAGACCUUGUCUCCAGACACAUUCAGGUAAUAACUGGUAAUGAUCCACCAGGGACAAUGAAGCAUGAUCAGGGAAGGAAGGAAGUUCUUCAUGCCUCUGUCUUUUCCUUACUUCUGCCCCCAUCAUUCUGUCUUGUUCCUGAGGCAGUUAUAUGUGAACACCCAACAUUCUCCUUCUUAUCUGGGCCCUUCAUUUGUUACAUAUUUCUUAUCCCCCCUGCUCUUGGAAUAGGGAUUUAUGUCUGGAAAUACAAUGGUACCUUGAGUGCUACCCAUGAAUCUCGUGCAGGCAGACAUGCAAAGUAUUUUAGUAAAUUUCACAGCCUCUUGACUUCUGGGUACUCAUUGACAAGGCCAAUGGUAAGGUAGAUGUUUCCUAUAAAUCCUGGUUAUUGAGCUUCCAGACUACUCAGGGUAAAGUUUCAUGUUAUGUAGUCACUGAUAUGUGGGAUCAGAUAAGGAACACUGUCUAGUGCCAGUCAUAAAAAGAACACUGUUUGAGGCAGGUUCAAAGCUACUUGCUUUCUUUCUGAAAAUCAAACUGUCAGCAACUGUGAUAUAUCUUAUGGUAUGUUUGCUCUUCCUUCUAUUCUCUGUCCUGAAAUCUGGGGAGAGGUUCUUUUGCUCAGUUCUUUGUCCCUACAAUGACUGGAAUCUGAACAGAUGUCAUCUGUGAAGGCGGACUGCGUGUUGUGUUCCCACGAGUGGUGUCUCGUGUCAGCUUUGGUCAGUAUGCUCAAAGUUGCAAAAUGAAAGCUGCCUUAGGAUUAGGCUUGGUAAGUCCAGUUCUCCCACCAUUAAUGGCCUUGGCUUAGCUGAUCUAAAUACUGUGACUGAGGAAUUCUAUUCUCCUGAAAGAGGAGGUAACAAAGGUGGCUCUCAAUGUUUUGGCUAUUGUGAAAAACUGGCUUUGUUCUCAAAGCCUACCUUCAGUUUUUUCCUAGCUCUUUUUCUAGAGCUUGCUCUUCCUAACUGAAUUUCUAGUUUUGAUGGUGUCCUGGGCUUUUCUUGUCUUGGAUUGUGGACUCUGCAUAUGAUGUUCAAAUAGUUUUGUGUAUUUAAAGGAAUACACAUCAGGGUGGUGUCUGGAUGAAUGUCAGCAGAGAGUUCAUAUUACUGGUUUUGUUAAGAACAGUUGCACAACCCUGGGGCCACCAUUCCCUCUUGCCCUUCCUCUCACCCCCAUGGAGGAAAAUAUCCCUCUUCACUAGUUCUUCACCUGCUUUAGUGAAUGACCAUCCCCUAUGGUUCUUCACUUUGGAUCUUGUAGACUGCAUCAGACGUUCCUUUCCUCCAGGGCUCCGAGCUCUUGCUCUUUGGACGUGUUCAAAUUUAGUGCUGGUCAGAGGGUAGGGCUGAAGAUCCCCUUAGCCACAGCUGGCCAUGCAGUACCCACUCUAGUGCCUGCUCCCUGCAGGGCAGGGACCCCUUGUGAACAGAAGGUGGGGCCGUGCAGCCCCAGUUCAGCAGGGCUCAGGGUUACUAAGCUCCCACUUGAAUUUGGAUGUGGAUCUGGUAAAGUGUCAAGUACCUGUGGAACGCCCUGAUUCACUGCUCCCCACUUGUUCUGAGAGGUCGAGGAAUAGUAUUUUAAAAAGGUAUUUUGUUUUAAUGUUGAGUAGAAAAACAAGCUGCAUUUUUAUUUAUUAUAUAUAAGAAAAGUAAAUCUUUUUACAAAAAAUAAAACCUAGAGUUGGAAACUCUGGGAAAACUUACUGAAAUACACAAAUGCUUCUCUCUCUUUGUAAUGUGCAAUAUACUUUGCUACCAUAGAUGAUAUUUUAUGUUUAAUCUGUAAAUAAGAAAUGUAUUUAAAUUAAAAGGGAGCUUUUUGUAAAAGGACCAAAUGUUCUUUUAUAAAUGUACUAAGGAAUAUCUUGCUCUUUGAAAUUUAUUAGGAUUUUUAUGAAUAAUUUUUAUUAAAAGAUUCUUUUUUGAGUUG